CAGCUGAUCAGCAACACCUGUGACACCUGCAGGAUGGGUAUAUGUAACCUGCCACGUGGCUCAGAUUGCAUUUCCUGUUGGUGGCUGCAGUAAUGGGAGCAUUUUGGGCCUUGAUUGUUGCUGUGCUGGCUCUCUGGUUUACCACAGGCUCUGGUUUGCCGGUUGGUGACACAAAUGAAAUGAGGACAAGGAGAGAUGUGUCUCCUAAUGACCCCUCCAUAAAAGUCCUUGCGCUUCAACAGUCCCAUGAGUCUGUGUUCCUGAAGAAGUCAGAAGGGGACGAAGGCAAUGGCACUGUGGGUGACUGGAGCAACAACAGCACCCUAGGGGACGAUUGCAACUCUGGCAACAGCACUGUGGGCAGCGACGAAGGCGGCAACAACGGCACCCUAGGCAACUCGGGCAGCAGCACUGUUUGCAAUGAUGGCAAUGCAGGCAGCAACGGCACCCUAUGGGAUGACGGCGACUCACGCAACAGCACUGUGGGCGACGAUGGCAACGUAGGCAACAGAACCCUAGGGGACGACAGCAACAGCACUGUGGGAGAAGACUCCGGCAGCAACGGCACCCUAGGUGACAACGACAAUGCAGGCAAUGGCACUACGGGCGGCGGCGACGCGGGCAGCAGCAGCAAGGGCGACGACGCAGGCGGCAGCCGCAACUUCACCCAGGGUGACUACGCCAGCGGCAGAAUCUGCAGCCGCAACUUCACCCAGGGUGACUACGCCAGCGGCAGAAUCUGCAGCCGCAACUUCACCCAGGGUGACUACGCAAGCCGCGGCAGAAUCUGCAGCCGCAACUUUACCCAGGGUGACUACGCCAGCGGCAGAAUCUGCAGCCGCAACUUCACCCAGGGUGACUACGCCAGCGGCAGAAUCUGCAGCCGCAACUUCACCCAGGGUGACUACGCAAGCCGCGGCAGAAUCUGCAGCCGCAACUUCACCCAGGGUGACUACGCAAGCCGCGGCAGAAUCUGCAGCCGCAACUUUACCCAGGGUGACUACGCCAGCGGCAGAAUCUGCAGCCGCAACUUCACCCAGGGUGACUACGCAAGCCGCGGCAGAAUCUGCAGCCGCAACUUCACCCAGGGUGACUACGCAAGCCGCGGCAGAAUCUGCAGCCGCAACUUCACCCAGGGUGACUACGCAAGCCGCGGCAGAAUCUGCAGCCGCAACUUCACCCAGGGUGACUACGCAAGCCGCGGCAGAAUCUGCAGCCGCAACUUCACCCAGGGUGACUACGCCAGCCGCGGCAGAAUCUGCAGCCGCAACUUCACCCAGGGUGACUACGCAAGCCGCGGCAGAAUCUGCAGCCGCAACUUCACCCAGGGUGACUACGCAAGCCGCAACAGAAUCUGCCGCCGCAACUUCACCCAGGGUGACUACGCAAGCCGCAACUUCACCCAGGGUGACGACGCAAGCGCAGAGGACAAUGAGAUAUGUGUCUCCUAAUGACCCCUCCAUAAAGAAGGUCCUUACGCUUCAACAGUCCCAUGAGUCUGUGUUCCUGAAGUCAAAAGUUCAACUAGAAACCAAUGAAGUGGAAGUUAAGGCAUCUGCUGACUACCUGGAAGUUGUUGAACAUGCACAGAACAGAGGCAGCAACAUGGGCCACAACGGCACGCUAGGUGACGAUGGCAACAGCACUGUGGGCGACGCCGAAGGCAGCAACACCGC
This is a messenger RNA of Pungitius pungitius (ninespine stickleback), 1676 nucleotides long. RefSeq lists its product as uncharacterized. The record is from RefSeq and is a predicted model, not a curated record. The transcript is spliced from 7 exons. Lineage: Eukaryota; Metazoa; Chordata; Actinopteri; Perciformes; Gasterosteidae. The coding region runs from base 93 to 1451 and encodes 452 amino acids.